UCAUUCACAGAUAGCGCUGUUUACGCCAUUUUGGUGAAGGUGUUGCUGUUCAGUGUAGUGCUUACUGGUGAUCGGCUUGUAUCCAAGCCAUCUCUUUAUGUGGGUCUAUAAGGGGAUUAUUUAUUAGUGACAAAUAAUGAGUACCAACGCCAACAACACCAGCAAGGUGGCGACGACGACAGAUCGGGUCAUCAAAAGUGACUCGGAAAACAAAGAUGAUGGGGCAAACGGGCGACCUAUUAAAAGUGUACCGUUCCCUCCGUCCCACAAGUUAACGUGUACGGAGGUCUUCGACCCGAAGACAGGCAAACCCAAAUUCGAGUGGCUAAAGAACCACUUCAUUUUGGAAGGUCGCAUAGAGGAGGCCGCCGCCCUCAGGAUCAUCAAUGAGGGCGCCGCCCUCCUCCGGCAGGAGAAGACCAUGAUCGAUAUCGAAGCUCCAGUCACAGUGUGUUCUUUAUCUAUGGGCGCUAAAGAUUUGCUACCCUAACACUUUAUUUCUAUUAAGAGGGAAUCACGAGUGUAGACAUCUAACCGAAUACUUCACGUUUAAGCAGGAAUGUAAGAUCAAAUACAGUGAGCGAGUGUACGACGCGUGCAUGGAAGCAUUCGACUGCCUGCCCCUGGCCGCCCUCAUGAACCACCAGUUCUUGUGCGUCCACGGCGGCCUCUCGCCAGAAAUUCACACACUCGACGAUAUUAGAAAGCUUGAUAGGUUUAAGGAGCCUCCAGCAUUUGGUCCCAUGUGCGAUUUGUUAUGGUCGGACCCCCUUGAAGACUUCGGUAAUGAAAAAAAUGCAGAACACUUCUCUCACAACUCUGUCAGAGGAUGUUCUUAUUUCUACAGCUAUGCAGCGUGCUGUGACUUUCUACAACACAACAAUCUCCUAUCUAUUAUAAGAGCUCAUGAAGCCCAGGAUGCAGGGUAUCGUAUGUAUCGUAAAAGCCAAACGACGGGUUUUCCAUCUCUUAUCACAAUUUUUUCUGCUCCUAACUACCUAGAUGUGUACAACAAUAAGGCUGCUGUUUUAAAGUAUGAGAAUAAUGUGAUGAACAUUCGACAGUUCAACUGUUCCCCUCACCCUUACUGGUUACCUAAUUUUAUGGAUGUCUUCACCUGGUCAUUACCGUUUGUUGGAGAGAAAGUAACUGAGAUGUUAGUGAAUGUUCUGAACAUUUGCUCCGAUGAUGAGCUGAUGGAUGGAGAGGAAUCCCUUGAUGAAGCAACAGCAGUGCUAAUUGUGCCGGAGAAGGGGGCAGCAAUGCGGAAGGAAGUUAUCCGCAACAAGAUUCGUGCCAUUGGAAAGAUGGCUCGUGUAUUCUCUGUAUUAAGAGAGGAGAGCGAGAGCGUCCUUCAGCUGAAGGGCCUUACCCCAACUGGUGCUCUUCCUCUUGGAGCAUUGUCUGGAGGCAAAGCAUCACUCAAGAAUGCAAUGGCAGGCUUCUCUCCCAAUCACAAAAUUACAUCAUUUGCGGAGGCUAAGGGCUUAGAUGCAAUGAAUGAACGCAUGCCACCUAGGAAAGAUGCACCACCCAUUCCUGCUCCAAUCUCUCCUGUAAGCUCCCCAUCCUCUGAAGAUGCCGGCAAGUCCAACUCAUCCAACACAGCUACCAACACUCACUUGUGAAACCCACAGCCUCAGCUGCGUUUCUUAUUGCAGGUUGGCGUGGUGUGUGAGUGAAUAUUGGGAACUGUCAAACUAGAUGGUGAUCUCAAGUGUGCAGAUGGUGAGUACAGGGUGAGGCUGCCUGGCCAGUUCAUGGUUGUGAUGCAAAUGUGUUGCCUCUGCCCCUGGUGGGCCCCACUGGUCAGCCAACCCCACACUAGACAUCCCACUCAUCUGAUAUACUACUACAACUGUGGCUCAUCCAGCCGCAGUCGGCCAGGGCCGGGCUAGGCCAGGUCGCCGGCCGAGCGUUACCUGGUCCGUCGGUGCUACCGCCACAGAGGGUGCAUAAAGUGGCAGGUGCGACCUGGCCGACCCCAGGUCACCGUCACCCAGUUGCUGCUGCUAAAGACUUAAUGACCCGGUCAACUGUACCCUUCCAGUGUCUUCUUUAGUACACUGUCAGGCUACCACCCUCUGUGUUGCCUAUGCUGUUGGCUUUGCACCUUAACCCAUUGUGUUGGUGAUGAUGAUAACCCGAAAUAAGUAUCGUCACCGUGGGAAUACCAGGGCACCAGACUUGACCACUUCAGGGUUGCAGUUUUGAUGGUAUGUCAUUGGAGAGAGGUGGUGGUGGUGGAGGUGGUGGUGGUGGUGUUGGUGAUGGUGGUGGUGGUGUUGGUGAGUGAGAGCACAGUAUAGUGGUCAGGUGGUGUGAUACAUGUGAGUGUGUGUGAAGAAGAUGAAGCAGAAGGAAGAAGAAGAACCCUCCAACAAGGCCCCGAUGACCAGGAGUCACUAGCUGCAGUGUCUGUCCAGGUUGUGUCACAUACUAACAAUGAAAACUACUCACAUUCUGUAAGUGAAACUGUUCAUAAAAUCAUGUAUAUAGUUUUCUUUAUUAUUGUGUAUAGCAGCAUGCUUGAUAUUUACAGACUCAUACAGCCUCUCUAAAGCCCCUCUGUAGCAAGACAGUAGCCUGUGUAUUGGUCCAAUGGACUGUUGGCAAGCUUUUCCUGAAUAUAUCUGCCAUUCAAUUGACUUAGGAGGAUGCAAUACAUUAUGGCCUGUGUGCAAUAUACCUUCGUUUCAUCUAGAAUCCUAAAUUUUCUUAGGUUAGAAUGAUAGCUUGUCAUCUACUGAUCAUUGUUCUGUGGCUCUGGAAAAUUAUUAUAUAUCAUUUCUUCCCCUCUCCUCUCACUUUCUCUUUCUCAGUUCGAUACUGUAGUGUUUAAGCCCUGUUUUCACACAGAGGGAGUGGUGUACAUGCUGCAUCAUCAGAGAAGAAACAAGGUUCCAUGUCAUUCAGUCCCUCUGGCAUACCUAUUACAUGGUGGUAUAGAUACUGUUGCUAAUGGACGUUUCCUUCUCCGUGGCAAUUUUCAUACAUGCAACUGUCAUGUGAGAGUGUGUGGAAUUCAUAUUCAAUUCUGCCAUAUUAAGUGUUAUGUAAAAGAACUAAUAAUAUUAAGUCGUGUUAUAAAAAAAAAGUUUAUGCCUUUUUCCAUACCAAAGUGUCCUAGUCAAUUAUGUGGAAAGAAGGCAUCGAGGCCCUGCCGCUAAUGUGUACGGCCUGUCGGAGCCCUCCCUCUCCCCUCCCAUCCUCCCUGAGAAAAUUGCGAGAGUGUACUCUCUCGCAGUAUGCUAGGGGUCCAUCAGCCAUCACUUCUGGGUUUCCCAUAUUUAAAUGUUAACACAAAUACCAUAAAUGAAAAAAAAGAUUUUAUGAUAUUAAGCGCUCGCUCUCAUUUUUCACUUUAUAACUUUACUGGUUGGUGUAAAUUAUAAAACAAGCAAGUAGCCCUUAACUUUUUUCUCUCUUGAGCUCAUAAUGCUCUUGAGAGAUUUUGUGAAUGUGCAUUGAAAGUGGUUAUUAUUAUGUUAUGUUGAUAUUUAUAAUAGAGAAGGAUAAAAGUUAAUUUCUAUAUACUUUUAAUUGUGAGAUAGAUGUUAAUUGCUUCAAUCUGGUAUGAAUAUAUUAUUUUCUUGUGGAAUAGGAUCUAAGUUUUCUCUUGUUAUCUUGUUCAUUAAUAAAUCUAUUAUUAGGUCGUGUCAAAUAAUGUAUAUGAAAUAUAACCUUCCAUAUUAUUUAUAAUUAAAGAAAAUGUUCAGUCAAAAGCAUAAGCUCCUUCAUGCCAAGCUUUUCAAGGUCAGGCCGUUCUGGGCUGCUGCAAGGAAGUUGAGCUGGUGCUGUCGACACCAAAAUAAAUAAAUGAACUUGAUUCAUUGUUGUCGUUGCAAUUAUGGACUCAGUCUCUUGAUAUGAUGAGGAGGCCAAAUUAGUACUAAUAUUAAUAAAAAGACUAUCAAACUAAAUACAUAUAUGUAUAUUGGAGAGGAAGUCAUCCAAUGAAAGCCACAAUAAGCAUCCAGUCCAACCACCCGUGCACCCCUGGACAUUGUGGCCUUGAGUCGACAUUGCUACAGGUCAUUCAAGAUGAGGCAAACCAAGUUUCAUGGCCGAACAUGCAGCAGAUGUUGUUAUAAUCUAUAUAUACAUAUAUAUACACUAUAUCUCACAUCACAGGUAAACAUCGUUGAGGUAUUUAAAAUAUAUAUGGAAUGACUCACAUUAUUAGUACAGUACUUGAAAUCUGCUCCCAGUACCAUGACCUGUAUCAGUGGAUCUCUUCAGUUACAUUCAGUGUCCGUGGCAAAUACCCAGGAGUGAGAGCUCUCAAACUGUAAACAUACAAAUGCUCAGUUGCUGGGUUAUCUUUUAUUCAGUGGUGCAAAAUCACUUCUACCAAAUGGUUGAAACCACUCGGAAUUUCUUAUUGCAAUAGUUAUCUAUUGUUAAGUAUGGUUUAUAUUAUUUGAAAGGUGCUGGUGAGGCACAGUAAUGAGAAUGUCAAAAGGAGCUUUGGUUCGCAGUCUGGCAGUCAACAACUGGGUGGUUUUGUCCCAUUAGCAUUUGAGUGUCAUUGAAGGGAGCCAGUGUGUGUGUUUUGCAGCAGCAGCAGUUACAAACUACAAACUGUUGUGUAACAUUUUAUACUUCUCAGCAUCUCUGCCUUUUGUGGUGUAUUGUAAAAUAUUUAGUUAUAAAGCCAUGUUCAUUUUUGUUUAACUGUUCUACUGAAGAAAAGAUUGACUGGACGUUUGCAUUGUUUCGACAUUGAGAUUCUAAAUAAAUUCUAAGAAUCUUUUAUAA
Molecule: messenger RNA, 4761 nt
Organism: Macrobrachium nipponense
Lineage: Eukaryota; Metazoa; Arthropoda; Malacostraca; Decapoda; Palaemonidae
Product: serine/threonine-protein phosphatase 2B catalytic subunit 2-like
Biological process (GO): calcineurin-mediated signaling
Cellular component (GO): cytoplasm; calcineurin complex
Molecular function (GO): calmodulin binding; calmodulin-dependent protein phosphatase activity
Source: RefSeq, a predicted model, not a curated record